AUGAAUCGCAGUCUCCCUAAUAUAGCAAACAGAUUCUAUUCAUCUAAAAAAGAUGAAAAAUCCCAAUCAAUUUUAACUGAUGACAUUUUAGCAAAAGCUGGAUUUGACGAGCCAUUAGAAAAAGAAAAGCAAAAGGAAAGCAAGAGAAACAGUGAAUCCGAACAAGGACAAGAACCAGAAAAUGAACCAGAAAAUGAAGGAGAAGGAGAAGGGAAAACCAGGCGUAGAAGAAAGAGAAAUACCCAAACCAAGAAAGAUUUACAACGUGAGAAAUAUGCCAAUUGGUUUUAUAUUUCAAGUUUUGGUUUUGGUGUGUUAGGAUUAGGAUACAUGUCUCGUGAAUGGGAUUCAGAAGAAGAACAAAAAAGACUUGAAGCCAAAGAUAUUCCAAAUGGAUUUAAUCCAAAAGACAUGUAUGGAAGAAUGAAUAAGAGAUUAGGAUCGUUAUUUACAUUUUUCUCUGAGCCAGCUUUUGAACAGUUAUUACCACCUCCACCACCAGAAUUAUAUCGUAGACCAUUAACGUUAGUUUUAACUCUUGAUGAUUUAUUGAUUCAUUCUGAAUGGGAUACCAAACAUGGCUGGAGAACUGCUAAAAGACCCGGAUUGGAUUAUUUCUUAGGAUAUUUAUCACAAUAUUAUGAAAUUGUUAUAUUUGGAUCAAAUUCCUCAAUGUUUAGUGAAAAGGCAGUUCAAAAAUUGGAUCCAUUACAUUUAUCGAUUCAAUAUGCUUUAUUUAGAGAAGCAUGUCGUUAUAAGGAUGGUAAAUUGAUUAAAGAUUUGAGUUUAUUAAAUCGUGAUUUAGGUAAAGUACUUAUGAUUGAUGUUAAUGAAGAACAUUGUUCAGCACAACCAGAAAAUUCUCUUAUAUUGAAACCAUGGGAUGGUAAAGCAGAUGAUGAUUUAGUAAGAUUAAUACCAUUUUUGGAAUAUCUUGCUAAUCAACCUCUGAAAGAUAUUAGACCAAUUAUGAGUACUUUUGAUAAAUCAAAUAUUAUUGAAGAAUUUGAUAAAAGAGAAAAACUUUUAAGAGAAAAAUGGUAUGAAGAAAAUAAACAUAAAAUGCAAGGGUCUAAUUUAAUUGGUAAAGUUUUCUCUACUUUAAUGGGUGUCGAAUCAAUUAGUGCUACCGGUAAUACUGGUCCAAAAAUGCCAUUAGAUAUCAUGAGAGAACACGGUCAAAGAGGUUAUGAAAACAUGCAAAAUUGGGUUAAAGCCAAUUCCAAGCAACUUUUAGAAGAAGAACAAAAAUUGAAGGAACAUUUUGGUAAAGUUUCUUUAAAUCAAGUUCUUGAAGGUAAAGCUCAACCAUCUCCUGAAGAUAUUGCUAAAGCUCAAGAAGCAAUGAAAAAGGAACAAAACUAA
This is a messenger RNA of Hyphopichia burtonii NRRL Y-1933, 1365 nucleotides long. RefSeq names its product protein translocase subunit (gene TIM50). The record is from RefSeq and is a predicted model, not a curated record. The transcript has a single exon. NCBI's taxonomy places the organism in Eukaryota, Fungi, Ascomycota, Pichiomycetes, Serinales, Debaryomycetaceae. The coding region runs from base 1 to 1365 and encodes 454 amino acids. Gene Ontology annotation, molecular function: phosphoprotein phosphatase activity.